Messenger RNA from Sporisorium graminicola, 1044 nucleotides. RefSeq lists its product as uncharacterized. Gene Ontology annotation, cellular component: spliceosomal complex. The record is from RefSeq and is a predicted model, not a curated record. Gene Ontology annotation, biological process: positive regulation of mRNA splicing, via spliceosome. Lineage: Eukaryota; Fungi; Basidiomycota; Ustilaginomycetes; Ustilaginales; Ustilaginaceae. The coding region runs from base 1 to 1044 and encodes 347 amino acids. Gene Ontology annotation, molecular function: RNA binding. The transcript has 4 exons.
AUGGCGGACUCCGAUGCACAGCAAUGGAACGGCGACGCCGCCCGAGACGCCGCCCGCGAAACCGACAAUGCUGCCUGGAACGGUGGCCGCAGCCCCUCACCAAGGGGCGCCGCUACUCCCCCCCGCCGUGAGCGCGAGCGAUCUCGUUCUCCCGCUCGUGCUGGCGAGGCAAACCACGCACGUGCUGACCGCGACGAUGGAGACAACAACCCCGGCAACAACCUCCAUGUCUCUGGUUUGAGCAAGAGCACUACCGACCGUGACCUCGAAGAGGCUUUUGGCAAAUACGGAGCUAUCCAGAAGGCGCAGGUCAUGUACGACCCUCACUCGCGCGAGCCUAGAGGUUUUGCGUUUGUCACCUACGAAAAGGCCGAAGAUGCAGAGGCCGCCAUCACUGCGAUGAACAACACCGAAUUCCUCGGUCGCAAGAUCACCGUCGACAAAGCACGUCGAGGACGCGCUCGCACUCCUACCCCUGGACGCUACUUUGGGCCUCCCAAGGAAGGCCGUGGCCGCGGUCCUCCUGGUUUCUACGGUGGAGGUGGAGGUGGCGGUGGCGGUGGAUACGGCCGUGGUCCUCCCCGCGGCGGCUACGGCGACGACCGAUACGGGGGCGUGCCUCCUCGUGGUGGUGGAUACCCGCCCGCGUACCCUCCUCGCGACCCGUAUGACCGAUACGGCCCUCCUCCCGGUGGACGCCCCUUCUCGCCUCCCCCCAUGCGCGGUGAUCCGUACGACCGCUACGGACGCGGUCCUCCCCCUGGACGCGAUUACCCCCCUCGUGACCGCGACUACCUGCCUCCGCCUCCCCGCGGUGGACCUGGUAUGGACUACCCGCCCCGCGACUUCCCCCCUCGCGGUCCUCCCGGAGACUACCCGCCACCCCGUGGCUACCGCGACAUGUCGCCACCUCCUCCUCGUGGUGGAAGGUACGACGAUCUGCCGCCUCCCCCUCCUCGUGCUGGCGGCCCCGGCGGGAGGUAUCCGGAUGGCCCUCCUCGUCCUCGUUACGACGAAGCUGGCCCGCCUCCGCGCCGAUACUGA